UCGGACAUUGUUGUCCGCUUUGGCGGUGGUCGUUAUGAGUUCCUCUCUGAGAAGGCCAUCCUCAGCGCAAAGUCUGGCUACUUCAAGCGCGCAUUCUCAAGCAAAUUCCCUGUCGCAACCUCGGAUGUGAUCGACCUGGGCGAUGAAGACAACACCAAGCAUAUCUACGCCAUGCUCUCCUUCAUCCAUGGAAACACCUACCGCAAGAUCCAUCAGCGCAACACUUUGGGCCGCAACCUGGACUUUCACAUUGACCUCUACCUCAUUGGCGAACAGUUCGACAUCCGCUCUCUCCGUUUCGCCGCAGCUGAUGCAUUCUUCCAUGAGGCAAUCUUUCUUUCCGACACGCACUACUUCCCUAUGGCAGUUCAGAGGAUUCUUGGAGCUGAUGCUCCCGUCUUUGCUGAUCAGUUCCUCGUUGAAGUCACUACCAAGGUCUGCAUCGAGCAGAUUGAGAGACUGGUCAAGAACAAACACUUUACCGACAUG
This is a messenger RNA of Aureobasidium melanogenum CBS 110374, 489 nucleotides long. RefSeq lists its product as uncharacterized. The annotation marks the transcript as partial. Lineage: Eukaryota; Fungi; Ascomycota; Dothideomycetes; Dothideales; Saccotheciaceae. The record is from RefSeq and is a predicted model, not a curated record. Gene Ontology annotation, molecular function: protein binding. The transcript is spliced from 2 exons.